ACCGGGCUGACACUGUGCUUGCACUAUUUUUGGAGAUUGUCAAGGUACAUGGCCUCCCAUGCCGUUUACGUGGAGAUCAUGGUGUUGAGAAUGUACGGGUUGCUGAAGAGAUGGAGGAGAAGCGAGGGCCAAAUCGUGGAUCAUAUAUCUGGGGCAGGAGUGUUCACAAUAUCCGCAUUGAACGCCUAUGGCUCGACUUUACCCAAGGAAUAGGUGCCAAGUGGAAGACAUUUUUUCAAAAGUUGGAGACUUGUGAUGGUUUAGAUCCAGAUAUUCCUGCACACAUUUGGCUGCUUCAUCACCUCUUUCUGGAUGAGCUCAAUGAUGAGAUUCACCAGUGGGCAGAAACAUGGAACAAUCACAAGAUAUUCACUCCAGGACUGGGUAACAAAUCUCCACAACAGCUCAAAUUCUGGAGUAUUCUAAAGGAUGGAGGCCGUGGCUUGCCAGUACCUGUGCAAGAGCCUAUCUCAGAGGAGGAGAUUCCAGAGUAUGGUAUUGAUUGGAAUGACUAUGCUAAUCCAGCUUUACAGGCUCAUCACAAUAAUGCUAAUGCUUCAGAUGUUUUAGGAAAUAAUCCUUUUGUGAUCUAUCAGCCUGAGACUCUACAUAAUGUAGAGGUCAAUGAGCCAAAUUGUCCACUUUCUGCUGCUCAGGUUGUUCAACUAGAUAACUAUAUUAUGACUUUAGAUGAUGAUACUACAAUGGCAGCCAGAAAGAAGGUGUGGAUUCUAGCAUUAGCUUUUUGUAUAAACUUGAUGAGAGAAAAUUAGAUGCUUAGAAGUAGUGCUCCAUAUAUUAGCAGCUAGCUAUUGAAUUUUUUUUUUUUUUUUUGCUAUUGAAAGGUCUAUAAAUCUGGUAAGACUAGUAAAUUAGCUUAUAUAUUGAUUACUCAAAAUCUUGCACUUGAAGUUUAUUGCUUAAAUGUAGUCUGUAAUGAUUCACAAGACUCAGAUGAUUAA
Messenger RNA from Somion occarium, 962 nucleotides. Lineage: Eukaryota; Fungi; Basidiomycota; Agaricomycetes; Polyporales; Cerrenaceae. The record is from the annotation of a GenBank genome assembly.